GGCCGGGGACCCAACGGCCUGGGGGCCUGCGACAACCCCGAGAAGUUCCAGUACGUGGAGAAGAGCCUCUCCUGCGCGCCCAGGUGCUCCCCCGGGGUGGACGUCUACUGGUCCCGGGAGGACAAGGACUUUGCCUUCAUCUGGAUGGCCGUCUGGUCCACCCUCUGUUUCGUCUCCACCGCCUUCACCGUCCUCACCUUCCUGCUCGACCCCCACCGCUUCCAGUACCCCGAGAGGCCCAUCAUCUUCCUCUCCAUGUGCUACAACGUCUACUCCAUGGCCUUCAUCAUCCGCUCGGUGGCAGGGGCCGAGAACAUCGCCUGCGACCGGGAGAACGGCGAGCUCUACAUCAUCCAGGAGGGGCUGGAGAGCACGGGCUGCACCAUCGUCUUCCUCAUCCUCUACUACUUCGGCAUGGCCAGCUCGCUCUGGUGGGUCAUCCUCACCCUGACCUGGUUCCUGGCCGCCGGGAAGAAGUGGGGACACGAGGCCAUCGAGGCCCACAGCAGCUACUUCCACAUGGCCGCCUGGGGCAUCCCGGCCAUGAAGACCAUCGUCAUCCUCACCAUGCGGAAGGUGGCAGGGGACGAGCUCACGGGGCUGUGCUACGUGGGGAGCAUGGACGUCAGCGCCCUGACCGGCUUCGUCCUCAUCCCCCUCUCCUGCUACCUGGUCAUCGGCACCUCUUUCAUCCUCACGGGCUUCGUCGCCCUCUUCCACAUCCGGAAGAUCAUGAAGACGGGCGGCACCAACACGGAGAAGCUGGAGAAGCUGAUGGUGAAGAUCGGGGUCUUCUCUAUCCUCUACACCGUCCCGGCCACCUGCGUCAUUGUCUGCUACUUCUACGAGCGGCUGAACGUGGAUUACUGGAACCUCAGGGCCCUGGAGCGCGGCUGCCUGCACCUCCCUGGCCGGCGUGCCGCCAACUGCUCCUUGGAGGCCUCGGUGCCCACUGUGGCCGUCUUUAUGCUAAAGAUUUUCAUGUCGCUGGUGGUGGGCAUCACCAGCGGGGUGUGGGUAUGGAGCUCCAAGACGCUGCAGACCUGGCAGAGCCUGUGCAACAGAAAGCUGGGCGUGAGGACGAGGGGCAAGCCCUGCAGCGGGGUGAGCUGCGGCGGGGUGCACUGCCACUACAAAGCCCCCACGGUCAUGCUGCACAUGACCAAGACGGACCCGUAUCUGGACAACCCGACGCACGUCUAGAGCGGGGGCUGCCCCCUCCCUGGGGACGGCCCGCCGGG
This is a messenger RNA of Pygoscelis adeliae (Adelie penguin), 1241 nucleotides long. It is a transcript of the gene FZD9, whose product is annotated as frizzled class receptor 9. Gene Ontology annotation, cellular component: plasma membrane. The transcript has a single exon. Gene Ontology annotation, molecular function: Wnt-protein binding; Wnt receptor activity. The record is from RefSeq and is a predicted model, not a curated record. The annotation marks the transcript as partial. Gene Ontology annotation, biological process: non-canonical Wnt signaling pathway; canonical Wnt signaling pathway. NCBI's taxonomy places the organism in Eukaryota, Metazoa, Chordata, Aves, Sphenisciformes, Spheniscidae.